CAUCGAAGACAUUAUUGAUGAAGAAAAGGAUCCUUUUAUUUCAGAGGAAGAAAAAUCGAGGGCAAAAAUGCUUAGAGAACGGAGAGCGGAGCUAGAGUUAAAUGCCAAAAAGGUUCAUGAAGAAGCGCAAAUGGUUGCACAAAAAGUGGCACAAAAGGCUACACAAAAGGUUCAUGAGGAAGUACAACAGGUUUACGACGAAGCACAAAAGGCCAUGGCCAUGGUGGGUGCGAGAGCGUAUUUGCCACCUUCCCUGCCCCUAUUGCCGCCAGCACCACCUUUGAAUCGCCCACCAUCGCUACCGCCGCUAUCGCUACAAAAGACGACUGUUGGUGAAGAUGCUGACGAGAUUCGCCAAGAAAUGAAUAUAGUUCGGCUGGAGAUCGCCACAGUACUAGAGAAAAUUGAUAGGGUUCGGGACAAAGUCGAUAUGAUUCUCCAGACCAAUGCAAAAAUAGCCCGACACGAAGGCGAUGGAGUUCGGAAUGAAGCAGAUAGUGUUAGGGUUGAGGCAGAUGGGGCCCGCAGCCAUGCCGCUGGUGUUCGGGCCAAAGCAUACCGCUUUUGGCGUAGAGCUCAACGCGAAGAUAAUCAAGAGGAAGCAAAAAAGGUUCAUGAGGAAGCACAGCGGGUUUGGAAAGAAGCAAAUGACGCCCGAGUAAAAUCAAAUGAGGUCCGACAAGCAGCAAAUGAAGUCCGACGGCGAGCAUAUUUAUAACUUGACAACACGGUACAGAAAAUCGGCAUUCAUGGAAAAGGGAAGGGCUGAGAUUUAUCAAGGCUCAAAAUUCAUUAUUACUACUGUAUAAAAUAAGACUAUUAGUGCCAAGAAAUGUCGAUCUUAUACUACACAUUUCAUCUGAUAGAACCGAAGAGCCCUAUAUAUCAUGGGCAAUUAGUGAAUUCAUUACCAAUAUCAAACCAGUUAAAAUGGAAUCACUCCUUAUUAGCACAGAAAACAGUGGACGUGUGUCAUCCAUUGCUAAAUAAAUAAUUACUAGAAUC
Molecule: messenger RNA, 1005 nt
Organism: Cuscuta campestris
Lineage: Eukaryota; Viridiplantae; Streptophyta; Magnoliopsida; Solanales; Convolvulaceae
Source: the annotation of a GenBank genome assembly